AUGUCUAAUAAGUACAACCUAGUUAAAUGCAAUUGUUCAGUGUACUCUCCCAAUGGUGGAUAUUUUGCUAUGGUCUCCACUCAGACAUGCCAUAGACAUUUUGCUGAUGAUGUGCAAAGAAAUUUUCAAAGACAAUAUUUAGUAGAUAUGGUAAAUGAAAAUGUCAGUGACAUUGUGAAUGACAAUUCCAAAAACAUGAUGAAUGACAACACAAGCAACAUAGAUUCUGAGCCCAAGAGCAAUGUUUUUGAGAUUCAUAAAGACAAUUGGGGUGAUCCAGACACUCAGAUAUUAGAUUUAUCACAUAUAAGAACAUAUUCAUAUUGGGAUAGUGUAGUAGCUAUCAUCUUGUCAGUAUAA
Molecule: messenger RNA, 360 nt
Organism: Phycomyces blakesleeanus NRRL 1555(-)
Lineage: Eukaryota; Fungi; Mucoromycota; Mucoromycetes; Mucorales; Phycomycetaceae
Exons: 2
Coding region: 1-360 (119 amino acids)
Source: RefSeq, a predicted model, not a curated record